This is a messenger RNA of Hipposideros armiger (great roundleaf bat), 466 nucleotides long. It is a transcript of the gene FGF2, whose product is annotated as fibroblast growth factor 2. The transcript is spliced from 3 exons. Bases 1 to 390 code for a protein of 129 amino acids. Gene Ontology annotation, molecular function: growth factor activity. The record is from RefSeq and is a predicted model, not a curated record. NCBI's taxonomy places the organism in Eukaryota, Metazoa, Chordata, Mammalia, Chiroptera, Hipposideridae.
AUGGAAUUUUCUCCCCUGAAUUCACUACCUCCACAGAGCAGGCCAACAAGUGCCCUCGGUGCAGAGCGCCUCCGCCUCUCCCUGAUGCUGGGAACAUCAGUCAAACUCCAACUUCAAGCAGAAGAGAGAGGGGUUGUGUCUAUCAAAGGAGUGUGUGCGAACCGCUAUCUCGCUAUGAAGGAAGACGGGAGGUUACUGGCUUCUAAAUGUGUUACGGACGAGUGUUUCUUUUUUGAACGACUGGAAUCUAAUAACUACAAUACUUACCGAUCAAGGAAAUACUCGAGUUGGUAUGUGGCGCUGAAACGAACUGGGCAGUUCAAACUUGGACCCAAAACAGGACCUGGGCAGAAAGCUAUACUUUUUCUUCCAAUGUCUGCUAAGAGCUGAUCUAAUGGCAACGCCUGAUCUCAUUUCACAUGGAAGAGAGUGUAGUUCAGAAAUGUGGGAGUGAGAGAAAAAGAAA